UGCAUUGCAUUGGCCCCUCCUGGCCGAGGCUUCACUUGACUGAAGCGAGGAAGCUCAUUAACCGGCCGCUUUGGGGGGGUUCCGGCUGGCUUUCGGCGCGCUUGCUCGGGUCUCCGCUCCCAAGCUGGACGCGGCGGCAUGGGGCACCGUGCAGAGGAGGCGCCCCUUUCCCUGCUCCUCUUACUGUUGGUUUCCUGCCAUGGUCGUAUUGUGAAGGUGCCUGAAGGACCAUUAAUACGAGUUGAGGGAACCGAAGUGGUGAUUCCAUGUAAUGUUAGUCAGUAUGGUGGACCUAGUGAGCAGAACUUUGAUUGGGAGUUCUCGGCAAAUCUUGGUCAGGAUUCUAAGUUUGUACACAUAUUGAGUACAUGGGACCCUUGGUUUAUGUCUCCAGAAUAUCAAGAUCGGGUUAAUAGGGGAGAGAUCACGUUAAGGCGAGAAAGCAACAGUGCUGUGGAAUUCGUGAUUGGAAAUAUUCGUCCUACUGAUCAAGGGAUUUACCGAUGUACUACACCCAGCACAGACAGUGUCGUCCAGGGAAACUACAAUGAUGUAGUUGAAGUUAAAGUGAUUGCAGACGGGUUAACUGUUACUGGAUCGAACUUGUACUCCUCAUCAACUUGGAACGUAUCAGAAGGAGAUACAUUUCAAUUACGUUGUUCAGCUUCUACCAAUUCUACCGAACACACCCAUCUGCAAGUGUCUUGGGAGUUCAGGAGUGACCAUGUUUGGCAAGAAAUCCUUUCCCUGACACACGAGGGCAAGUUCCGGACUGGCUCAGAAUACAGUGACCGCUAUAUCAGUGGGGAUGUGCGCCUAGAUGCAAUGGCUAAUGACAUUUACAGCCUGUCUCUGUCCCAGGCUCUUCCAACAGACGAAGGUGCUUAUAGGUGUCAAGUGAGUGAGUGGGUUAAAGGUGCAGAUGGUUCAUGGCAAAAGAUCCAAGAGAAGACUGCUGAUAUAGUAAAUUUGGUGGUGAAACCAACAUCUUUAGAUGUGUUCAUCACCAGAAACAAUAUAUCUGUAAUGGAACGAGAAUCCCUUGAACUUACUUGCAACAUCACAACGGACAGAAGUGGUAUUUUCCAAACAGAAAUCACAUGGUACUUCAAUGAAUCUCCAGAUGGCACCAUGGCAGAGGCUCAGGUUUUGCUGAAUGCCGACCGUGAUUUAGUAAUUAGUGACUCCACCUUUAUCAGCCCCAGCCAUGUAGAUCGAAGUAAUUACAACCUGUUGAUACGUGAUGUAGGCACUGAAAACUCUGGUUACUACUACUGUCAAGCAGCUCUGUGGGUGCCACAACACAAUGGCAGCUGGCACAAGGUAGCAGAGAAGAUAUCCGUACCAGUCACUGUGGAAGUGGUGACAUUGGAACCAAAUUACUACGUAUUUUUGAAUGCUUCUAAAACACCGCUGUUUGCUGAGGAUCCCACAGAGCUUGAAUGUAGGAUCAUGGAGGUACAGAAUGCCGAGACAAAUGUUUAUUUCACUGUGUCCUGGUACUAUAGGAUGCCCACACGCAGUGAUGAAGUGGUAGAAUAUGAACUUCUGGCCACUAUGGAUGCAGACUGGACACUGGUACUUGGGGGGAAAAGCAAACAACGUGCUCAGAAUGGGGAAAUUAUUUUCUCUAAACCAAAGGUAGACACCUUCCGUUUACGAAUCCAAUGGACUUCUGAAACCGACAGAGGAGAAUAUUAUUGUGUAAUUUCUUCAUGGAGCAGACAGCGCAACAACAGCUGGAUAAAGAUCAAGGAUGUGGCUUCUACGCCUGUAAGCAUUUUAUGGUCUACACAAGAUUACACAUUGACUGUAGAAGCUGUGAAGCUGAAACCAUUCUUCAUGGCAGGGCAUACAUUUGAAAUGACCUGCAAGGUGUCAUCCCAGAACAUCAAGACUCCUCGUUAUUCAGUCCUCAUUACAGCAGUGAAGUCUCUUAGUAAUCGGACAAGAUCAAACGGGACUACUCGUAUCAUUUCUCUCAAUCAAGAUUCAGUAGUUAGGCGGGAAGACUGGACAGACCAGGACCGGGUGGAUGGUGUAGUCUUGGAAAAGAUUCAAGAAAAUGAGUUCCGCUAUAGGAUGUACCAGACUCAGAUUUCUGAUGCCGGGCUAUAUCGCUGUGAGGUGACUGCAUGGUCACCAGGGGGUGGAGGCAGAUGGCGGAAGGCGGUUGAUGGUUUCUCCAAUCCUAUCCAGAUAGACUUCCAGACCUCAGGACCUGUUUUUAAUGUUUCAGUGCAUUCAGAUAAUCCAACCAUUUAUCGAGGUGAUCUGGUAAACUUGUUUUGCAUCAUCACCAUUGAAACAACAAUGCUUGAUCCAGAUGACAUGUCAUUUGAUGUCUCCUGGUUUGCCACACGCUCUUUUGCAAUGGACAAAGAACCUGUUUUCCUAGCCUCGCUAGAUCGGAAGGGGAUAGUGACACAGGCAAGAAGAAAUGGGAGCAGCGAUCUCAGCUUAGAGAGAAUUUUCCCUAUGGAGUUCCGACUUAGAGUUCAUGGCUGUGAAGACCAUGAUUUUGGCAACCACUUUUGUUUGGUAACACCUUGGGUGCGGUCAGCUACAGGUGUUUGGCAACAAGAAAAGGAAAUAAAAUCUAAAGCAAUUCUUGUAACUGUGAAGAUGGAUGUGCUGAAUGCUUUCAAGUUUCCACUGUUGAUUGGCAUUGGUCUAUCUUCAGUUAUCGGACUUUUAUCCUGUCUGAUUGGCUAUUGUAGUUCCCGUUGGUGUUGUAAGAAGGAAGUUCAAGAAACUAGGCGAGAGCGCCGGCGCCUUAUGUCUAUGGAAAUGGACUGAAGAAGAGAGAUGGAUGGCCUUAUUUUGGGGACAGAGGGAUUUUGGAAGGGCCAGAUUUACUCAGAUUUCAGUGUGGUGAACCAACAGAACCAUCUGACCUUGUUCUGGAUCUGGAGCUGCUUUUUCUACCAAUGUUUCACAUUGAGAACACAUGUUGUGUUUGUCAGCAUUUAGCUCUUUUUCCAAUGGCACUUUUUAUUCGGAUAGCUAUUUCAAAGGAAAACUGUUCCACAGACUUUUAAAUAAGAUCCACUACCAAAAGUUGUGAUUUACAAACAAAAACGAAACCCUUUUCUUAUUUAAUAGGAGGGUGGAAUUGAAAUUGUUUGCAUAAAAUUAAAAAGUCUGCCUUAUAACUAAGUGACCUCUAGGUAACAUCUCUAGAGAAGGAAGGA
Messenger RNA from Protobothrops mucrosquamatus (brown spotted pit viper), 3194 nucleotides. It is a transcript of the gene PTGFRN, whose product is annotated as prostaglandin F2 receptor inhibitor. The transcript is spliced from 10 exons. The record is from RefSeq and is a predicted model, not a curated record. NCBI's taxonomy places the organism in Eukaryota, Metazoa, Chordata, Lepidosauria, Squamata, Viperidae. The coding region runs from base 139 to 2799 and encodes 886 amino acids.